UUAUUUUAUAAAAAUAUAUAUGAACAAAAAUAACUAAAAAGGCACAUAUAUAACUUUAACAUAUAAAUGAGUUUAUAAUAAAUAAGACAAAUAAAAGUAAAAAUAUUGUCUUAAAGAUUUUUUUUGUACAAACUACCAUGUCGUAUAAAAUGUAACUAAAUUAUAGAAUCAGAUGUAAUUUAUUUAACUAAUUAAACUAAGUAAUAGGAAAAUGAGGGGCCCUAAAUUUAACAAAAUUAGAGGGGGCCUGGGGCAAUUGCCUCAUUUUAUAUGCAUAAGGCACGGCUCUGCUCACUUCCUCUCUCUCUCUCUCUCUCUCACCUCAUUUCUUUCUGUUUCUAUUAUUCAUCAGAAACACACAGACUCUGUUUUGUUUUGUUUUGUUUUGUUUUGUUCUUUAAGCAGAAACAGAGAGUAGAAAACAGAGGAACAUUUGGCAGAGUAUUUCUUUUGUUCCCUCUGCUUUGGUCUUCUUCUUCUUGGCUUUAUCUGUUUCUCAGUAUCUGAAAGUUUCUGUCCUUUUCUUCUUGGGUUUGUGAGAUUUAUCAGUGUACAUUUCCCUGGGGGAUUCUUACACAAAUGACUCUCUUUUGUUCUGUAAUAACAGAGCUUCUUUUUUUGUUAGUACCGCUGAGAUAAGUCACGAAAAGUGUUCGUCUCUUUUCUCGUAGUCAUCCACUCCGAUGAGAUUUGGGAAUCUAUCAAUCUGCGUCAAGUGGGAACAUAUAAGCUGUAAUUAGCUGGAGGGAAAUGGCGUUCUUACAUUGAGCUUUGUCUAUGCCAAUUUUAUUGGAAUCUAAAUUGAUUAAAAAUGCUCAGCUUUUUUUGGAACUACAUGAAAUUAUGGAAAGUGGGUCAUUCUCGUUAUGGUUCCAUGGUGGUUGCUUGUUGACGGAGACAUAACGAAACCUUGAAGUUAUUCCCAAAACUAGUGUUUGCUGGAAACAGAAAAGGGAAGGGAGAGAAGUGUAUACUAUAAAGUCUUCAAGCCAAGAAGAUAAAAAGAGUUACUGGUUUCAAGUGCUCUACUAAACUUCUUCACUAAUCAUAUGGCUGCAAAGCUUUUGCAUACAUUGGCAGAUGAAAACUCGGAUCUUCAGAAGAAAAUUGGAUGUGUGAAUGGGAUUUUCAAACUCUUUGAUCGCCACCAUAUUCUCACAAACCGUCGAAAAAGUCUUACUUUAGGUAAUGCACAUGUCAACAACAUCAACUUUGAAAGAGACUCUGCAUUGCAGAUUCAAGACUCCAACAUUAUCAACAGCGGGAAUACUCAACUAAAAAGGGUAUCAACAGAAUCUUCCAGGGUUUCUUUCUCAUCAUCAUGUUCAUCAUCUUCCCCAUUGUCGUCUGAGAUCAACAGAGAAACUCAACCUGAGAUAUCACCGUAUGACCGGGUCAUUUUUCAAGAAUCUCCAGUGAUGAGCCAAGGAAGUGGGUUGGGACUUGACCUUAGAGAUGUUGUUAGAGACUCCAUGUACAGAGAAGCUAGAGGACUUUCUGAAGUAUCCAGAGACAAGAGAAGAGAUGAUUCUCCAAGACCUUAUGGUUUGAAACAAUCCACCCCUGUGGAUUUCAAUGAAUCCUGCAAAGCUCUAGCCAAACUUAAACCAUCUCAGUAUUACUACAAUGAGGUUGACUUGAAAGAUGCAUCUCGUUACUAUGUUGAUUCUCACAAGAAGUCUAAAUCCAAGAAGAAGGUGAAAGAGUCUCCUAAGCUUUCUUUGGAGAGUAGAUAUCACGUUAGUCUCAAAUCAGGUAACAAUAAUAAGCUUGUACUUGUUGAGAGUUUUGGUAGAAGCUCUAGCAUGAACAAAAGGCCUCCUAGUGUUGUUGCAAAGCUAAUGGGGUUGGAAACGUUACCUGGUUCUCCACUGAGAAGAGACCAUAACAAUGAUCCGUUCUCAAGGUCAUUGAGGGAAACUAGCAUGAAUCGUUCUAUAAGGUUAUCAUCUCCUAGCUCGCCAAGAAGCUUGGGGAAGGACCUGGCUUCUUCUUCUUCAUCACCAAGAUGGAGAAGUAGCUCUGAGUUUGUUAUGAAACCUUUAUCAAGUUUGAGGUUUCCCAUAGAACCAGCUCCAUGGAAGCAACAAAAGCAAACCUGCAGGCCUGUGAAAGCUCUGUUGCCAUCAAUGGAGGGAAGGCUGAAAGAUCAAGAGUUUAAGCAUUCAGGAAAAGAUCUCAGAGCUAUUAAUGAGAUUUUAGAGGCAAUGCAAACAAAAAGUGUCAAGCAGCCAGAAUGCUCAAACUCAAGAGGCUUGCAAAACCAGGUGAUGCCAUCCACUAUGAGAGGACCAAUUGUGAUUAUGAAACCUGCUAGACUUGUUGAGAGAUCUGGUCUUCCUUCAUCAUCUCUGAUUCCCAUUCACAGUCUAUCUGGUCUUAAGGCAACCUGUAUAGAAGAAGAAGAGUCUGUGAAUGUUAAAAGAAACUCAACUACAAAGAAGGCGGCAAAAGAUAACAAAUCUAGCAGCAGAAACGUGAGGUCUUGUCAGGUUUCCAGAGAAGUCACUACAAAGAAUGCAGGAGCUGCAGCAAGUCCAAGAUUGCAUCAUAUGAAGAAUCAUGAGAAUGACAAGCGUUCUCGUCCACCAAUACCUUCUGACUCAAGCAAAUCAAGAAGACAAACAAAUAGACAACUCGAAGAAUCUGCUACUUCUCCUGGUGGUAGGCGUAGACCAGAUGCUCAGAGGAAAUUGCAGAAAAAUGAUGGCCAAGCAGGUGGUGGAAAGAGUCCAUCUGUGAUAGAGACAGCAAAAACAAUAGUCUCUAACUUAAUGCAGAAUAAAGCUAGUUCAAAGCUUUGUGAAGAUGGGUCAUCAGAACAUCCAAGUCCAGUUUCUGUUCUCAACGCAUCAAUCUACAAAGACAUCAAACCAUCUCCUGUGAAGCUACAAACAAGUGGUAAUGGCCUUAUUGACCCUGGUGAAGAAGACUUGUGGAAUCCAGCUUACAGCUUCUCAAAGACAACAACCACCUUUUCUCCUGAGAUUAACAGAAAGAAGCUUCAGAACGUUGAGCAUUUGGUUCAAAAGCUGAAAAGAUUAAACUCUAGCCAUGAUGAAGCCAGCCAAGACUAUAUUGCAUCACUGUGCGAGAACAGUGGCCCUGACACUGAUCACAGAUACAUAUCAGAGAUUCUCUUAGCCUCAGGUCUUCUCCUGAGAGACUUAGGCUCAGAAUCAACCACGUUUCAACUGCACCCUUCAGGCCAUCCUAUCAACCCUGAGCUGUUUCUCGUUCUUGAGCAAACUAAAGGAAGCAGUAGUGGCAAUGAGAAGCUCAACCGCAAGCUUGUGUUUGACGCUGUCAAUGAAAUGCUGGUGAAGAAGUUAGCUAUUGUCGAGGGCACCAGCAACGCAGAUCCAUGGAUGAAGCGAGGUAAAGCGAUGAAGAGGAGGGUGUUAAGUGCGCAACAACUCUUGAAAGAGCUAUGUUCAGAGAUUGAAACAGUGCAGAAGGAAGCCAAGAGAAGAUCAGAUAACUUGUUCUUGUUGGGGGAGCAAGAAGAGGACUUCUUGAAAUGUAUAUUGGAUGAAGAUAUGGAGCCGCGGUCUGAGAAAUGGACAGAGUUUGAUGAUGUAGUCCCGGGUAUAGUGCUACACUUAGAGAGGCUUCUCUUCAAGGAUCUGGUGAGUGAGGUCGUGCAUGGUGAGAUUGAUCGGCUGCAACCUAUUCCAAGCAGACGAGUAGUUACUGAUUCAUAAACUCGUUUUAUAUCCUCUGUAUUCUAAAGCCGCUUAUCUAUAACAAUAAAGUUGGAUUAUCUGCCUUCUCAGACCGCCACGUCAGCAAGGAGGAGGGGGCGUUUUGCGCCACGUCAGCAAGCAUUUUAAGUCAUUGUCCGAAUUCAUAAUUUUGUGGGCUGGGUUAUGGUUUAACUUAAAAGUUAUGUUCAGGCCCAUUCUCUUUUAGGGUUUGCAUCAUCUUCUAAAAGAUGUCAUCAAACCUGUGCUUUAGGAUAUCUGAUAUCUGAUAGUCUCACCGUAA
Molecule: messenger RNA, 3987 nt
Organism: Raphanus sativus (radish)
Lineage: Eukaryota; Viridiplantae; Streptophyta; Magnoliopsida; Brassicales; Brassicaceae
Product: protein LONGIFOLIA 1
Exons: 4
Coding region: 1050-3704 (884 amino acids)
Biological process (GO): regulation of monopolar cell growth
Source: RefSeq, a predicted model, not a curated record